GUCCACUGUGAUAACUAUUGAUCGAUACGUAGCUGUCGCAUCAUUUGCGUGAAAAUGAAAGGGUCGUGUAUUUUGGUUGUUUUCCUGUGUUAUAUGUUUCCACGAGGCGUUGCAAAUGCCCAAUAUCUUGGCAACGAUUACAUCGAAGAAGAUCCACGGAAUGUUUUAGCCGAUUUCGAUCGGUUACGCACGCUUAUGCGAAAAUAUGCGGCCAACGAUGACAGGGAAAUUCGUCGAAACGUUAACGAUUACGACGAUGAAUUGAAAAAUUGGACAGGCCAAUGGAUGCCUCAUAGGCCAAAUGAUCCCACCUUACCACCAAAAAUAUUUCCAAAAGUCGACCAGUCGAGUGUUUUGGAGUCCUCGCAGUCUCCUCACGGAGUACCGAUGGGAUAUCCGUCGAAAAGCUGCGACGAUGCAAAGACCAAUUUAACCUUGGAUUGGGACGGCAAUCCUAUCAAUUACACCUGUUACGACAAGAGAAUCGUUCCAGAUAGAAACAUAAUAGCGAUCAAAUACUGCGAACGCAUCCCAAAGUAUUACGUCGCUAUACAUAAAUGCAUGUACGAGGAAAUAGAAUACGACGACAAUGUUCCGGUGUUUGGCCCGCACAGACCUUUGUGGCCCAUCUAUGGCGAAUACAAAUUCUUGCCGAGACAGAGGUGGCUCCAUAAUCUCGAGCAUGGAGCGAUCCUUGCAUUGUAUCAUCCGUGCGCCAAUCCAAUGGAAGUAAAGCGCUUGAAAAGCUUACUCAGAGGCUGUCUACGACGGCACGUAAUCAGUCCAUCGAAUCUGUUGGACGAGCAUCGCCCGCUGGCUUUGGUCGCAUGGGGAUGUCGACUGAGCAUGUCGUACGUGAAUCCCAAACUGGUGGUUAAAUUUAUCCGCGAGCAUGCUCUUCGAGGACCAGAGGAAAUUGCAAGGGACGGUGAUUUUUCCGAUGGUUUGAUACGUCGAGCUAAAAUCGUGUCCGAUCUCGACGAUACGAUGUUAUGCCCGAACGCACGAAUCGUUUAACGUCAUCGACAUUGCGUAUCGACUAGUAUAGCUUAGUCUUUAUUAUAAUCUCUCUUCCCCCUUUUAUUAUAAUACUAUACGUACAUGUACAUACCAAUGUUCAUAACCUUCAUUACUUAUUUAUUCGCGGUGUUUCCUCACCUUCUCAUUUCCUUCCUCUCCCUCUUCCUCUUCCAUUUCAUUGUCCUAUUCUUGUUUCCCAUUUUUUUAAUUCAUUUAACGCUUUCUUAACCGUACCCCGUUCGCCCUCUACCCGGCUCAUCGAUCGCUGUUCGUUUUAUCGUGAUACAUAAUAGAAGAAUGAAUAAAAAGAAAAAAGAAAAAAAAAAAAAAAGAAAACAGAUAAAAGAAAUCGAAAGGUAACACUGAGUUGUAUUUUUUUUUCUUUUUUGUUCAACGAACCUCCUUUUCUUUAUUUUAUUCGUUAAUAAUCGGUGUGACGCGCGGGUUCUCGAGGAUACGCGCGUCGAACAACGAGGUCAUAGGAGACGAAUGAAUGGGACGCGCAACAUUCACUCCCGUUACAUAUUCUUGUAUAUUGUUCAUCUUUCGAGAGAGAAGAUCAAUUAGUUAAAUACAUUGAACAUCGUGUCGGUUUUUAAAAUCUCUUUGCGGACCUUUGUUAUCUACAGACGUAUAGUAACUUCACUGUAGUGCUGACUAUAAUCGUUAUUCCUGCGGAUACGUAUCUUCGAUGAUAUAUAAAAUUAGGGUAAGACAAGUAACGCUAUCAUAUUUCGGUAAUGUAAAAUACACUACUCGUCUACUCAAUAGUAAGUCGUUAACGUAAAAGAAUAUAAUUGUACAGUAAACGCUUCGCUCUUUUUUUCACUUUUUGUUCUUUUUUUUUUUUUUGGUUUUGUCUUUGUUGUCGCUUCGGUAGAUCAAUAGAUCGAAGAUAACUGGCAUAACGCGAGGGGAAAUCGGCGAAUCGCGAGUGAGAAGCAACGACCACGUCCCAAAAAGUCGAGACGAUGUUUGCGCGCGCGUCGAUUCGGUCGAAGGAAACGAAGAUCCGACGAUUCGCCGAUUUAGCUCUCACGUUUGUCGACCGAACGUUCGUGGGGCGCGAUCCGACUCUCGUCGUACUCGACGUACCCUUUUUUCCUUUCGAAACCUAUCCUUUUAGCCUCCGUGUUGCAAAGCGAGCCGGAUCUAUCGGGUGGUUCUUUCUGCGGGACACCUACCCUAUCGUGUAGGAAUGCGUGUAUAUACUGAUAUUCAGGCUCGCAGAGGCAUUUAUACUUUUGUGCAGAAUUAGACGACGAUGAAAGGGCACGCUUCUUCGAUCGCGCGCGUUAGAUCUUGGAUAGACGCUUUAGUCAGCGCUGCAACGCAGCUCUCUUCUCUCCGUUGGAUGACGAGCGCGGACCUCGCCUCGCGUUUCUUUCGUCGGACGCAGCUAGUACACGCGUUACGACGGUGGAUCUCUUAAAAUUAUUGCCAACUUUGUACAGAGUCGAUAAUAAUAAUGAUAAUAACAAUAAUAUCGCAUUAAAGAUGAAAACGAAAUAACGAUCUAUCUCGUUCUGUUCUCGAUUGACAGAGAGAGAGAGAGAAGUGAAUGCAUCCGUGCUCGCUCGACGCAAAUACGACUCAUAGGCGGAAAAAAAACACCGUUCAUUUAUUUAAUAAUUAAUCCUUAAUACAGAUCUCUUUUUUUUUUCUUUUUCUUUUUCUAUUUUUUUGCCUUUUCUUCGUUCUUGCGUAGUUCUCUCACCUAAUAGAAGUGUGUCUACGAUAAAAAGUAUUUCCAUACCAUUGUUCAACGUGCUAAAUUCUUCAAAUUUUUAACUCUUUCGUGCAUCGGUUUCUCUCUCGCAUGCAAACAUACGUUUAUUCUUUCGCUCAAACUCUCUUACCAUUUCUCGUUCGUUCUUUCGUUCGUUCGUUCUUUCGCUCGCUCAUUCGUUCCAUCGUACAUUGCUCCUCUGCCUAAACUUUUCCUGUUAUUUUUCGCUUUUAUCUUCUUUUAUCUUCUUUUUUCUUCGAAACUCUUUUCCUUCCCGUCUUCCUUUCUUUCUUUCUUUCUUUCUUUUUUACCUUUCUUCUUUCUUACUUUCACCCCCAUAUUCCUUGGCUCGUUCGUUCAUACGUACGUGCUUUCUACUCCUUUCUCUCCCACUCUCUCAUUCCCUAAUUAGUUUCUCGAUAAUGUAAAUUUAUUAUAAUAAUCUCACUUUGCCACGUGACAACCCCAUCACGAUCGCUCUUUAUUUUUGUUCGUUUGUUCUUUUGUCUGAAAACAUUCGCAAACUUACGAUUUACGCUCGAAAGUGGAAUUGACACUCAUAAAGUUAUUGAAAUAGUCUCUCGAAGAGUAAUAAUUGCACCGAUGCGACACGACCAAUGUACAUUUUCUUAAUACUUUGUCGUGUUCGAGGUCUCUAAAGCGUUCCUUCUGCUUCGUCACGAUUCCCGUUUCUUUGUCGUGUUUGCUCUCUGAUUGGUUUACACUUUGGUCCGUCUGUCGGUCUAGCCUUUCCUUCGUUCGCAUCGUUUUCUAACAUUUUCAUCGUGCAAACCCGAUUUCUAUCCUUCGAAAUGGUAUUCGUUUGACAGACGCGUGACAAACGCAGGGAACACGAGAGAAAGAAAAUGGAAGAGAACAGGGAAGGAUGAAAAGAAGGAAGAAGAA
Eufriesea mexicana is the source of this 3655-nucleotide messenger RNA. RefSeq lists its product as uncharacterized. The transcript is spliced from 7 exons. The record is from RefSeq and is a predicted model, not a curated record. Lineage: Eukaryota; Metazoa; Arthropoda; Insecta; Hymenoptera; Apidae. Gene Ontology annotation, cellular component: cytoplasm. The coding region runs from base 55 to 1017 and encodes 320 amino acids.